Molecule: messenger RNA, 1560 nt
Organism: Plasmodium vinckei vinckei
Lineage: Eukaryota; Apicomplexa; Aconoidasida; Haemosporida; Plasmodiidae
Product: PIR protein CIR protein
Exons: 3
Coding region: 1-1560 (519 amino acids)
Source: RefSeq, a predicted model, not a curated record
AUGGAACAGUCAAAUUCUAAUAUUAUGGAUCUGUAUAAAGACAUUUAUACGAUCAAUGACUAUUUUUAUGAGGAUAAUGGCCAAUUAAUAGUUAAUACAAAACACAAAUCAAUCGACGAUAAUUGCCAUUCCUGGUGUGACUCAGGAGAAGGCGAUUGUCAUGAUUAUCUUGAAAUGACUAAUUGUAGUGUUUUUUAUUUGCUAAAUAAUUUAAAGGACAAGUUUGAUUCAAAAUUUGAUAAACUUGUCGAAUACGCUAUUUUAUGGUUAAGUUAUAAACUAAAUCAAAAUUCAGAAUAUAGUGGCAUGAAAUUAAAUGAUUUUUAUACUAAAUAUAUAGAAACAAAUGAUAAUUAUAAUAUUGAAAUAAAAGAUAAUGAUAAAACAACUUAUAAGGAUAUUAUAAAUAAAAAUAAAUAUUUGAUGGAUAAUAAUGAAAUAUCUAAAUUUAAUCGUCUAUUUAAUAUAUUAUUUCAUAUGUAUUAUAUAUAUCGUGUUGAAGAUUGGAAUUACGAUAAAAAUUUGGGAUAUGCUAAAUCUUUUGCUGAAGAAUUUGAAGGACUCAAUGAAGAUUCUAAGAAUAGAGAAGGCAGUCUAUAUACUCAAAUAUUGUCUACAUUAUCAAAUGAUUAUGAUAAUUUAAAAAAUAAAUACGGUGAAAAUAUAUCUUGCAACUUUCCAUCUAUUUCAAAAGUAAACCUCCCAAAAAGUUCUGUAGAAAAUUAUGGAAAAGAUGAUGAACAAAUAUUGGGACAGUCAUCUUAUAGUAUUGAGGAUGUGUAUACUGUAUUUAAUAAGAUCGAUCGCGAUUUUGGUGUGAAGACGGAAAGUGGAAAAUUAGUUGAACAUACUAAUCAAUCAAUCAAUAGAUAUUGUCCUUACAUUAGUUCCACAGGAUCUAAUUUAUGUUUUGAUUAUCUUCAAAGCGCUAGUUCUGGUGUUAUUAAUUUGUUAGAAGAAUUAAAGAAGUAUAAUUUAGAAUAUGAUAAACUUGCCGAAUACGCUAUUUUAUUGUUAAGUUAUAAACUAAAUCAACAUCCACAGUAUAGUGGCACCAAAUUAAAUGAUUUUUAUACUAAUCAUAUAGAAAAUAAUAAUUAUUAUAAUAAGAAUAUAAAAGAUAAUGGUCCGACUUAUAAGGAAAUUAUAAAUAAAAAUAAUGAUUUGAUGAAUACUAAUGAAAUAUCUAAAUUUAAUGUUCCAUUUAGUAUAUUACUUUUAUUGUAUAAUGGAAUUAAAAGCAACAAUCUGAAUUGCAAAAAAUAUUCGAGUUAUCCUAAAACGUUUGCUAGUAAUUUUGAAGAACUUAAUAAUGAUUAUAAUAUUAAUGGAAAUGCUUCAUUCAGAAAAUUAUUGUCUAUAUUAUCACAUGAUUAUAAUAAUUUAAAAAAUAAAUAUGGUAAAGAUGAAUCUUGCGAUUUUCCAACCCUUUCACCGGUAAAAACAUUAUCAAGUUCGUCGAUAGCAAGCAAAUUAAUUCCAGGUUUAUCGACAUUUUCUGUAAUACCAGCUUUCUUGGGAAUUGCUUAUAAGGUAAAUAAUAAGGAAUUAAAACUAUAA